Microdochium trichocladiopsis is the source of this 651-nucleotide messenger RNA. Its product is annotated as cytochrome c/c1 heme-lyase. Gene Ontology annotation, cellular component: mitochondrion. The record is from RefSeq and is a predicted model, not a curated record. Bases 1 to 651 code for a protein of 216 amino acids. NCBI's taxonomy places the organism in Eukaryota, Fungi, Ascomycota, Sordariomycetes, Xylariales, Microdochiaceae. Gene Ontology annotation, biological process: cytochrome c-heme linkage. The transcript has 3 exons. Gene Ontology annotation, molecular function: holocytochrome-c synthase activity.
AUGGCGACACCAGAGGACGACAAGUGCCCCGUGGACCACAAGAGCCGGGAAGCCUGGCUCCAGCAAGCCCGGGCAGCUUCGGCGGCAACCUCCCCGUCCGCGACGACGACGACGACAUCACCACAAUCGCAAGCGUUGCCGCCGUCGCACCCGCCGAUACCUUCCUCGGCCGACGCGAGCGGCGCCGAGAGCUGUCCGACGGGCAACUGGAUCUACCCGUCCGAGAAGAUGUUCUUUGACGCGAUGAAGCGCAAGGGCCACGACCCGCAGGCGCCCGACAUGCAGACUGUCGUGCCGAUCCACAACGCCGUCAACGAGCGCGCGUGGCAGGAGAUCAAGCAGUGGGAGGCCCCCUGGAUCGCGGGGACAAGCUGCCAGACCCCGCGCCUCCAUUCCUUCAGCGGCCUGAGCACAAAGCUCUCGCCCAAGGCCCGCCUCAACACGCUCCUCGGCUACCAGGCGCCCUUUGACCGGCACGACUGGGUCGUCGACCGCUGCGGCACCGAGAUCGAGUACAUCAUAGACUUCUACGCCGGCAGGCCGAACCCAAAGGGCAACGGGAUGCCCAGCUUCUACCUCGACGUCCGGCCGAAGCUGAACAGCUGGGAGGGGGUCAAGAUGCGGGCCUUCAGGGCCGCGGGGUUCUCGUGA